This is a messenger RNA of Diorhabda sublineata, 12647 nucleotides long. RefSeq names its product arfGAP with SH3 domain, ANK repeat and PH domain-containing protein (gene Asap). Gene Ontology annotation, molecular function: protein binding; GTPase activator activity. Gene Ontology annotation, biological process: positive regulation of GTPase activity. The record is from RefSeq and is a predicted model, not a curated record. NCBI's taxonomy places the organism in Eukaryota, Metazoa, Arthropoda, Insecta, Coleoptera, Chrysomelidae. The transcript is spliced from 16 exons. Gene Ontology annotation, cellular component: cytoplasm. The coding region runs from base 291 to 3422 and encodes 1043 amino acids.
UUUGAUUAGGAACCGAAAUGCACUAGAUUCACAUUAUUUUCUGUAAGUUUCGCAUAACAGUGUUGGCAUUAGUGAGAAAUGUAAUAAAAGUGAUCAACAAUCUCGGGAUUUGCAGAAACAACACAAUGCAGUUCAUUAAUAAAAGUUUUAUUUUAAUUGAAUGAGGCAGACACAACGAUUUCAAUUAAUUUUUGACUAUAAUAAAGUUAUGGUGAAUGUGAAUUUAGUGUUGUUGAAGGCUCAUAAGAGCUUUUCCGUGUAAAACUGAUGCUAAUUUGACGUAAUUUGUGAUGAUGCCCACAUUGCCUAGCUUUAUCACAGUUCCUGAUUUUGUUCAAGAGACCCGAGAUGACUAUAAUUCACCCAUUACCUCUACUUUCGUGUCGAAAAUGCAGCAAUGUAGGAACACCAUUACAACAUUGGAAGAGACCUUGGAUUACGAUCGAGAUGGGUUGACUAAAAUGAAAAAGGCCAUAAAGGCCAUACACACUUCAGGAAAUUGUCACGUGGAUAACGAAUCAUAUUUAGUGAAAGCCUUGGAAAAAAUUGGACAAAAUGCCACUUUGAAAGAGCACGAAGAAAUAAUAGGGAACGCUUUCCUGAAAUUCGCCGUAGUGACACAAGAACUUUCAGCUUUGAUGAAGACCCUCAUGCAAAAUUUAAACAACAUCGUUAUGUUUCCUUUAGACAGUCUACUAAAAGGCGAUCUGAGGGGAGUAAAAGGAGACUUGAAAAGGCCUUUUGAUAAAGCUUGGAAAGAUUAUGAAAAUAAAUAUGCGAAAAUUGAAAAGGAAAAGAAACAGCAAGCCAAAGAUGCGGGGCUAAUUAGAUCGGAAGUUACGGCUCCGGAAAUAGCCGACGAAAUGGAAAAGGAAAGGCGUUUAUUUCAAUUACAAAUGUGCGAAUAUUUGAUAAAGUAUAAUGAAAUAAAAACGAAGAAGGGUAUUGAUCUUCUUCAAAGUCUUGUGGAAUAUUACCAUGCUCAAACAAACUAUUUUCAAGAUGGACUGAAGACAAUAGAACAUUUUGGUAAUUACGUAGCAGAUUUAAGCAUUAGAUUACAAAAAAUAAGACAAGCUCAAGACGAAGAAAAAAGAAAAUUAUGUGAUUUAAGAAAUUUGAUAAAGUCAACUCCUAGUAUCGAAAAAGAAGUUGGCUCCCAAGUCGAUAAAGGUGCUGCAGGGUAUUCCUUACAUCAACUUCAAGGUGAUAAACACCACGGGGUAACAAGAACAGGAUAUCUGUUAAAAAAAUCAGAAGGAAAAAUGAGGAGAGUCUGGCAGAAAAGGAAAUGCAGGGUACAAGCUGAAGGGUAUUUAGAAAUUUGUCAUGCAGAUGAAAGUAAACCUCCAACUAGAGUCAAUCUACUGACUUGUCAGAUUAAAAUUGUCCCUGAUGACAAACGAGGCUUCGACUUGAUUUCUUAUAAUAGGACUUACCAUUUUCAAGCAGAGGAUGACUCUGAUCAAAGGGCAUGGAUGUCGGUAUUAGUAAACUGUAAAGAAAUGGCUCUGAUGAAAGCUUUUGAUGAUAGCUCUAAGACUGGUAGUGAUAAAGUUAAUCAUAGUUUUAUGGAGCUUCAACAGGCUAUUAUAAAAUAUAUCCAAAAAAUACCAGGAAAUGAUAGAUGUUGUGACUGCAACUCUCAAAAUGAUGCAACGUGGUUAUCAACAAAUUUUGGAAUAAUAGUGUGUAUUGAAUGUUCCGGUAUCCACAGAGAUUUGGGAGUUCAUAUUAGUAGAAUACAAUCAUUAACUUUAGAUAAUGUUGGUACUAGUCAGUUAGUCCUUGCCAGAUUCAUGACAAAUAAUCUUUUUAACGAUAUUAUGGAGGAGCAACUAUCGCCUAAUGAAAAAUUGGAACCAUCGAGUUCGAUGGAGGAAAGACUUAAUUUUAUUAGAGCUAAAUAUGUCGAAAAAAGAUUCGCUACAAAGCAUUGUGAAUCUGAAAGGGAGAAAUUGUUUGAACUGGAGGAAGCUGUUAAUAGAGGUGAUUUACAGCGGCUACUACAAGCUUUUGCUGAAAAUGUUGAUUUCGGAGCGCCACUACCAACUUCAAAAAUUGGUGAAACAGCUUUACAUCGAGCAAUAUUGAAUGAAUCGGGUCGUACUCUUCACAUAGUAGAUUUCCUUAUCCAGAACAUGUCUAAUUCCUGUAUCGAUAAGGUUACAAACCCUCCAGUUAUACCAGAAAUGAGUGGUUCGAAUACUGCAUUACAUCUUUGCGCUUUGCACGACAAAGUUGAAUGCAUGAAAUUAUUGUUACGAAGUGGUGCUGAUACUUCACUUAAAAAUUCCCAUAAUAAAACUGCAAUGGACAUUGCUCAAGAAAUGGGAAACAACUCAUGUCAAGAAUUGUUGCAAAAUGCUGCCAACAGGUUGAAAAAUUAUUUUGAUAAUAUCAAUAUUGAUUGGAACUUACUUCAUGAUGAUGGAUCUACUGAUUUUUCGGAUGAUGAAACUAUAAUUGAGGAUAGGAAUGGAUCCUUGACUCCAGAGAAGAAAAACCGUUCCAGACCUCCAAGUUAUACAGGUGGGGAUUCUCCUAUAAUUUUACGUUCACGAUCAUCCACUUGUGAUAAUUUACAACUAGGAUCUAAUUCUAAUACUAUUAAUAGACAAAUGCCUCAUCCCUCCUCUACACAUUCUAAAAAAACAGCAGCUAUGGUGCAUAAUAGUUUGAAGAAAAGAGCAGCACCUCUACCACCACCGAACAGUUCAGUCCAGUAUGGUACAUUACCCAGUAGCCACAGUAGAACGCCCUCAGAUCCAAUAGCUCCUGGUUACCAUACACUAAGUCAUACUCACAAACGAUCACCUAGUAGUGAUAGCAGUUCCGGUAGAUCUGUGAUACCCAUAGUAAACAAACUAGUCAUGGCAGAUUGUAAAAAUUCUGAUAAAUUUGGUUCGGUACGAAGACCACAAAACCCUCCUCCGCCUGCACCUAAUCUCUCUUCAACUAGAUUAUCAAAUGGAAGAUCUACUGAAAGUAUAUCUUCGAUGGUGUCAGAUAUUGAUGUUUCUUCUAUGAUGCAUAAUCCUAUACCACCACCAAGAAGAAAACGCAAGUGUCGUGUGGAUAGUGUUACUGAAGAUAACGAUGUAUCUAGUCUGGCUUCGGAUUCACCUCCACAUAGAAUAUCGUCUAGUCCAAUAUCCACGAGUUCGUUGUGCUCCCCCCGAUCUAUACCAAGCGGUAGGCUAUCGUAUGCAUCAAAUGGUAAUAGUGGAUUGCGUAGAUGUAAGGCCCUAUACGACUGCGCAGCCGAUAACGACGACGAACUUUCUUUCCAAGAAGGAGAAAUCAUCAUAGUCAUCAACGAACACACAGAUGAUGACAAUUGGAUGGAAGGAAUGGUGGAGAACGAGCCAGACAGAACGGGGAUGUUUCCCAUUAGUUUUGUCCAUAUGCUGCCAGACUAAUAAAUCUAUAUAAUCGAUAUUAAAAAAAAGUAUUUAAUAUAUUUUUCAUGCAAAAGCUCUAAAGCGAGAGGAAUAUUAAAAAAUAAUUAAAUAUGUUUGUCGUUUUUGGAAAGUAUUUUCCCUAAAAUGUUGAAGAAUGUUUAGUUUAACAAAGAAAGUUGAUUGUUUAGAAUAGGGGAAAUUUCGACAAAUGUGGCAUUUGAUUGCGAUAAGCGAAGACACAGAACACCAUUCACAAAUUUAACCAAGUAUUGUUUAUUUAUUGUAAGUCUUAACGUUUUUCGAUAAUACAAAAAAUGUAAUAGAAUUUUUAAAAAAUGGUUUUAUUUGUUAUAAAUACGUCUAUUGAUUAAUUUGAUUUUUACUUUCUGUGUGCCACCAGGUUAGUUGAAAGUAAAUGUUGCACUACAUAUUUUUUCAUCUUUACCAACUUUUUUUUAACCCGUAACUGGCGAGGUGAUUUUUUUAUUACGUCAAAUGGUGAGGUAGGACUUGGCAAAUCCCGAAUAUAAAUGGCUCUUAUUCUUUAAAAAAUAAGAAAAACGUAUCUGACAUCUGUUUGUUUUGAUGAUUUUAUUCAUUAAAUUUAUUGAAUAUAUUCAAAAUUUACAUUAAAAAUAAAAACUCUGCGAUAAUAAAGCUUCAUUUUUCAACAUUGAAAAAUAUACAUUAAAUACAGUAUCUAAUAAAAGUAAAUCAAACAAAAAAUAAAAAUAGCGGAAAUCAUAUCUGGCAAUCUUUUAGAAACUUUCCUCCAUUCCUCUAAAUUCGUGACCUUCUUAUUGUAACUUCAAUACCUAAUAUAAUGCCCUUGUGGCCGCAUAUCUCCCACGUCGUUUAUUCGGUGGCCAGCCGCAUUGACUUAUUUCCCACAUAAUGCCCGACCAUUUUCAACAAAACAAUAUGCUAGUAUUAACAAAAUAAGUAAGUUUAUCACACCCCGUAUAUACAUUUCGAUAUUGCCGUUAUCGCCUCACAAAACAGGUACGUCCCACCUCCAUCGAUGUUGCCGUUAUCGCUUUACAAAACACUCACUUUUUCGCCUUUUUUUUAACAUAUCCCGUAUUUCGAUACUCGAUGUUGCCGUCAUCGCUUGCGGUUAUACGUGGCGACAAGGAUACUUCGACGUAACCCGUGAACGUCGUGUCCGCCCCCGUACCCGCCUAGAGCAUCUACUAAAAAAUGUAAAAAAAAAAUUAUUUCUGGUAGUUUAUUGUAGAGCUUAUUGAGCGCACACUGCAAUUGCUACAAAUAGGAGUGCGGCAAUAAACACACAGAAACCUGUUCUUCCUCUCAUUUUUCCUUGGAUAUUUACACAUCUAAUCUACUUUUCUAAAGGUUCUGGUAAGCUAAACGUCAUGGGUUUAUCCAGAAUCCUUCCAAUGCUUUCACGAGGCAAGGACUGACUAUAAGUAUGUAUGUCGGGUUUAUGAGCUUCUCUAUCAAUACAUGGGCUAUGGUACCUCAAAGAUAUCAAAUUAGCGGUUUUAUUUAUUUUUUCUGAAAGUGUCUACUUAAUGUAAGUUCCCAAUUUUUCAGUUCUGGCACAAGAUGGAUAGAUGAGAACCAAUUAUCAACUGUCAAGUUACGGUUAGUUCCUAUAAUUACAGGAUCUAGACGUAAAACUGAUUGAAUUGGUUUUGAAAUUUCUUUUUCAUCUUCGGAAAGCUUUUUCCCCUUAUUUUCUUUUCCAGAAUUAACAUAGGCAUUCAAGCAGUAAUGUCUCUUUCUAUUGUAAUGUCAAAAAGAAUUCUGAAAUGUGAUAAAUUGUCCAUCCGUCAACGUUCCAUAAAAAAUACUAGAAUCACAUACCAGCGUUGCGUUGUGUAGUAUCUUUUUUUGCCUGGGAUUAUUACCUAAGUAUACUACUACUCCUUGUACGAUGUAUUGCCACCCCGGUUGCUACUGGUCCACACUCUCCAUCUGACACUUCCGUUAAACAUCAGCGGUAGUGGCCUGUGAUCUUAAAACCAUACUUCGCGAAAUGUCUCGUUUUAAACCUCUGCGGUAACCCUUUCUAAGCUGUAGUCCUACUAUAACUAGCAAACUGAACGUAAUAACGUACAUAAGCACCCUUAUGUCGGUGGGCAUUUGCAAAAGGUCAUCUUCCAGAAUGAAGUUAGAAUUGACUACACCGCUGCUCGCAACUUCACUUUCUUUAGAGUGUUUAGUACCCAUUUCGAAUUGGAAAAAAGUCACUUAAGUUCACUUUUAACUUUCAUCUGAGAACUUUCCCGAACGCGCGUAUACUACGAGCAUCUCAAACGCGUUGGAUCCUGGAAUCUUCUGGCAGGAUCGCCAUGUAAUGUUGGGCCAUAACGAGGAGUAGAAAUUAAACAACAAUUGAACUUCACCAUUUUUCUAUUGUCUUAAUAGUUUGGAAUUACCUUUUUACAAUGAAUGACGACACACAUAAUAUUGGUUCAUAAUUACGAUAUAGUUUACCUACGUAGACAGUAAAUUGUAAUAUCUCCAAAACAUAGGUGACCUGGUUAUAAAUAAUUAACAGUUAGUGUACAGGGUGUAUACAUAGAUAGAGAUAUAAAAGAAUAAAAUAAUUGACUUAAAGGCCACCACAGUAUCGUUCAAGGCCAUGAUAUUUCUGAAUCCAGCUGUAGAGUCACAGUUAGUUUCUAUAAUGCUUCAAGCAGUAAUGUUUCUUUAUAUCGUUCAAGACCAUGAUAUUUCUAAAUCCAACCAACAUUUCGUCUAUGCAAGCAUAUUCCCUAAAAGAAAAGCAUGCUUGGCUAUAUAUGAAAAAUUUGUCAAAAACCCAGAAUAUUGCAACGGUAUCAUCAUUUUUUUUUCAUUCUUUUCUUUCUGCAGCAUUUUCAAAACGAAGGCAGCAGGCUAAAAUUACUGAAUUUUUCUUCAAUGAAAUAGUGCUUCUAAAAAUGUUUGUGAAUCAUUGUGAAUCAUCUAUAACAUUGCCACUAUUGGCGCCGCUUUUAUUCACGCGUCAUUCUUAAAAACGGGGUCAUCUGUCUUUAUUUAACGAGCCGAAGAUGUCGAAGCUAUAGUCCAAACAAGAAAACAAAGUCGAUAAAAAAGUCAUUGAGGUGGAGUUCACCAAACCAAAAAAAUCGUUAUUACCGCUAGAAUACCAACAAGGAACUAAUUCAGAAAGUUGCAGGUGUCUUUUUAAUUGGUGAGGUUUGGGAAACCCCCCACCUCACCAGUUCCGGGUUGAAGCUAGAGUGUCUUCAAUAAAUUAUAUUAAAAAUAUAUUAUAAAAGAUAAUAUUCUCGAUGUAUGGAUUUACUGAAUGUAAAGCAUUUUUAAAAUAUGAAAUGUCUAAAACCAUUUACCAAAUGAUACCAAGAAAUAAUAUUGUAUACUUUAUUUAAUUUUAUUUGUACAUAUUUGUAUAUUUCUUUAUUAUUAUGUACAGGGUGGAGGUAGGAAACCAAAACAUGUAAAAUUGAAAAAAAAUUUUCAGUGUACACGUUUUGUUUUUUAUGUACCUCUUAUAACCUUCACGUUGAUUACCAUGCGCCAUACAUUUCAUAUUAUACAGGGAGAGGAUCAAAAUUAAUUGUGAUUUUUUUUUAAAUGGAACAUGGAUAUUUGCUUGAGUUACUUUCGUAAACCACCCUGUGAGUAUAGUUUAUUUAGUUUAAAUUUGGUCUGCCAUAAUUUAAUAUUUUACCUAGUUAUUGUUUUAUAUUUUGUAUAUAUUAUUUUUUCUAAAUUAUUGAGACAACUUUCAUCCCUUCACUAUUUUUUCCCAAAUUGAACUGUUUUUAUGUAACAGCAUGUUUGUGUAAUUGUAUAGUUGUGUAGAAAUUAUUUUUCCUAAAAGUGUGUUAAAUGUUAUAGAAACCAAAGAAAUCUAUUGAUAUAUAAAAAAAUCCAGUGUAAAUACUGUUUCUUUAACCUGAUAGCUAUUUUUGAAAAUGAAAUAUUUUUCUAACGACAUCCCUAUUUUGGUUCAAAAAUAUAUAUAUAAAAAGGCUGAUUAAUGCAUUUUUGGCUGUUCUUAAUCAAGGAAUGCUGUUUUAAUGAGAUGAUUUUUUUAUUAACAGUUUAUCAUUUAUUAACAUUUUUUGUUUUUAGAUAUCUUAAUUUUAACUAAUUCGAAAUUUAUAUGUUAUCAAUGGCCUGGAUAUCUAUCUGAGUAUCCACCUGACUGUUUCCAAAUAUUUGCCUUCCAAUCAUUUUAUUCCCACUUUCAUUAAAAUCUCUCGUUAUGUUCUUCUUUAUAUUGUGAACCAAUUAUUUACUAUUAUGAUUACACUAAUUUUCUCAUAAUUACAAUAUCUGGUCCUUCGAGCCGGAUUUGUACUUGGAGGAGUAGUCAGUGUAAUUGAGACUGCUUGUAGCAUAAGUAGUAAAAUACUACGUUCAAUAUGUUAUUUAUCAAUGGUCUGAAUAACUUUAUUUGAGAGUCCACCUGGCUGCUUCUAAAUAUUUGUACUCCAAUGAUUAUUUCCCCACUUUUAUGGAAAUUUAUAUCAUUAUGUUCUUCUUUACAUUCUGAACACAUUAUUUACUAUUACUACUACACUUUACUUUAAUAAAAAAAUUUUCAAUCAUUAGUUUGAAUAUUGAGGGCUAAAAAGUAACGAGACCCAUCUAUUGAAGUAGUUAGUUGACGUAAUUUUGUUACUUUUUGAUCGCAUUUUGUUGUGACGAGAAGAAGAAUCAGAUCACAUAAAGGCUCAAUAAAAUGGUGUAUAUAUAUAUAUAUAUAUAUAUAUAUAUAUAUAUAUAUAUAUAUAUAUAUAUAUAUGAGUUCCAAUUAAUGGUAUUAGUUCAUUGUGAUUCAUAUUAUAACCAGGCUUCACAGGCAUUUUAGUUGGUUAGAUUAGUAUUCUUUUUCCUGUAACUUGGCCCUUUUCUAUAUAAUUACGUAGUUUUUAAAUGUUCUAAAAAAUAAUAAGGCCCUCAUUUUGGUUAUUAAAGCAGCUCAUGAUAGGUGGGCAAGGAAGUUGAUAGAUAAAUUAUUAUAAACUCCUGAUGUGUUUUAAUAUUAACUCCACAGUAAUCGCAUGUUUUUAGCUGUUUCUUUUUAGUUUUGGAAAAUUGUCCAGUAUUUUCUAAUUCCUCCGAGCUUUUAGAUUUAAUUUUGUCAAAAAAAUUAUAUAUAAAAAUCUAUACAUUAAUUUCACUUAUCGCUUUCAAGUAUUGAAGUUCUAUAGUUGGUGUUAAUAUUGUUUUUCCAUAUGUUAUAAAUAGUGAGAAUAUUAUUUUCCAACACCACCUUAGUAGAAAAACUUCCUAGAUACAUACCAUUAAUGGGGAUAAACAAACAUUUCCAAAAAAUAUCUCUAUCAUCCUUGACACAAAUAUUCCAUUCUAGAUUCAGACCAGUUUGCUGUUUAUCUGUAAAAUUAUAAGGUUUCACUUUACAGUGUUGCCUAUGUAUCUAUGUGUUUAUUCAACGUUGUUAAAAGGAAUUCACAUUGGUCGUCUUUAUAAGACCUUCCUCAGAGAUGUUCAACAUACAGAGAGUUUACAGAAAUAUUACGAGGCAUAUUCCUAAAGUAGCUCCUUUUUCAUGUAAAAAAAGAAUCUGUACAUAUACAGCCAAUAAAAUAUCUAUCAUUAUACACAAUUUGCAAAAACUCGCUGAGAUUUUUGAUCGUUGAAAUCUUUACUUCUUGAUAAUGUAAAAAAAUAUUACCAUCACAAUGGUAAACUUUCUCGGAGACUCUCGCCGACUUUUUAAAAAAAGCUGAUAUUUUGACGGCAGAAUUUUCGUUCGAAAAUUAAGGUGCUUUUUCGAUAUUAUGUCAAAAUAACGUGAAAAAUUACUAAGUAAAUUACAGUGUACAUGGGACAUAAAAAGGUAACUUUUCACAAAAUUUCGUGAAAAAAAAAUGUUUUUUGUAAAAGAUAAAAAUUACAAACGAAAAACGGUUUCCUUAAGUGUGAAUACAAAAGUUGUACAUCUUCUUAUUACCUAAAACUUUGCCUCUUGAAUUUUUUAUAUAGGAUUUGUAGGUUUGCCGAAAAUCGAGAUAAACCGUUUUUUACCCUUAAAAACUCAACCCCUUUCCCUUCCCAACCUCAAAUUGCCCGUAAAUUAUUUGUCCUUUCAUUUUUAUUAUGUUCUCCUUGUUUUCCAAUAGGUUUCAUCCUAUUUUUUGGUUUCAAAAAUUAUCGACGGAUAGAAAGGAGGGAAAUGAAUCUAGAAGCAUUUAUGGGGCGCAACCUCACAAGUGGUAUUUAGAUAUAUUAGCAUUAUUGAACCAUUCAGAUAUUUCGUUAAUAGAUGGUGUGUAUCUAGGGACUUUUGAUAAAUAGAUCUGUUGUGAUCCGCUGUUAGUUUUCAAAAAACUUCUGAUGUACCUUUACUUCUAUAAUGUAAGUUUAUUAUAUGUAAUAAUAUAUAUUUUUAGCUGUUACUAACAUACCGUUCCUACACUUAUGACCUGAUUUUAAAGUACUUUUAUUGUUAUUUUUUUAUUCACUGAAUUUCCACUUUAUUUAUUCUAGUUUUAAGUUCAUUGCAAUUAUUAACAUUAUAAUCGGCUGUUGAUUUUAUGCACAGCGCUUAAGAGCAGCCACGGAUGAUUUAAAUCUGCGUUUAACUAUGAAUUUUCUCGUAAUUGUAGAUGUGUCUAAAGGUGAUCGUUUUCAAAAGUCAACUUUAAUAAUCGGCUGUUCCCAAUACCAAUUUUCAAGACUUAUAUAUUAAUUUAUUGAAUUCAUCUAUUUUUAAACCUACUAUAUAUAUAUAUAUAUAUAUAUAUAUAUAUAUAUAUAUAUAUAUAUAUAUAUGAAUAAAUUUGUUCGCACUAAUUAAUUAUAAUUUGAAAAAAAAAAUAUUAUAACGUACCAAAGCUUCGAUUUUUGAAUUUUUCACUGUAAAACUAUUUGGAUUAACUACUACAAAAUUCGAUGAUGUAUUACUUAUAUUUAUAAUAAAUUAUAUUGUUUGGACCUUCGAGCCGGAUAGAAACUUACAGAUGACUCAAAGAACCAGUGAAUGUUUUGAGUAUGUUCAAUAUGAUUAUCACCAACAGUUUCAACUUAUGUAAAAUUCUGUCCCAAAUGUAUAUUUCUUAUUAACACGUUCAUGAUGUCGUGACCCACCGGUGGCUCAGACUACAUAUCGUGUUCUAUGUCAAAAAGGCCACUUUUCAGGGGAGCAAAAAAACUUGAUAACUUGUUACUUUUUCAUUUUAUUUCCUGAGAAACGAGGAUAGAGCUUUUAUUUGUCAAGUAAUAUCAUUAAUAGCUUUACUAACCUAACCUAACAAACAGAUUUGUGUAAUUUUAUGCAUAUACGACUUUUUGGAAUUAAAAUUACAAAUAUAUUUCUACAUAAGACAUGUAGACACAUAAGUCUUUUUAAUUCAAUUUCAAAUUAGGAAAUGCUUAUUGACAUACGACGAAUUUUAUAAUGAACUGGUUUUAUUUAAAUUGUUUACAUAGAAGAUUUCAUUAUAAUGACAAUUUUAAAUGUUUUUUCGAUCAAUCUUCAGUCCUUGAAUUUUCAAGCUAUGAUAGGCACUACUACUACUACUACCACUAGCACUACGGCCUUCAAAGAGCCUCGCCCAUCACAUUCCUCCAGUCAUUACGGUCAAACUUUCGGUGUCUCCACCCCAUCACAACUAGCUCCCGAAGAUCCUCUUCGACAUCUACAGCCAUCGUUUGCGCAGUCGCCGGUUCUCGGUCUUCGGUCGGUAUGCUUUGCGUACCCCCGCUCCUCGGGCAUACGCUCUAAGUAGCCUAGUUAUCUGAGCCUAUCCCUCGCAGACUUUGAAAUAAUUUUUACUUGGGGGAAAAAUAGAAAAGAUGUUUCAUAUCAAACAAAUCAAAGUCUAAAUGAAUAAAUGCUCAAUUAACAAAAAAAAACGUCAAAACUCGAUGGCGCGAACGUGUUAAUCCAAAUAAUUUCCACCUUCCUUUGCAGAAAUAUAGUAGACAGUUGUUGUAUUAACAAGAGUCAAAUAAAUGCUAUUAUUAUUCACCUGAUUUUAUUUGCAAUAAUUAGGCAAUCUAAGAAAACAGCUGAUUUAUGUCAAAUUGGUUCGUGGGGUGAACAAUCGACUUCGUAGUAUGUACCCCUUUAGUUUUUCUCGUAGUGAGAAUUGUUUUUUUUGUUUCAUGGUGUCAAGAGGACUCCAUAGAUACUAUUUCAGUGAUAGAGCUAGAACUGCCGAGUAUUUUUUCAGUCAAGUAAUUCACAAAAUUUAGAACAUUUGGUUUUGUUGUCGUUAACCCCUUUCCAUUAAAUAAAAAAGGGUAUUAGUCGAAAAAAAAAAACAACUAAGCCACAUUUUCGGGGGAAAUAUCCCGCUUCUUCAGAUGCAUUUCACUAUAAGUGUUCACAGCGCCUGAAAUACUCUUUUGGGCAUUCCACAUGAUCGUUCUGAUCGCGGCUAGAACGUCACUCAUGACGACCCUUGUCAAGAGGUGGGUCGAAGUGAGCGUUGAAGGAAUUGGCGGAGUUUUCAAAACUUAGCAACGCAGAUUGCAACAAUGAGAAUAUAUUUCAUUAUUUGAUGCGUUCUUUUGCACUAUUCUUGUGACCCACUACCAAAUAUUUUACUAUCGCCGCAAAAGUUAUUUUGUUUUUACUUUAAAUCUGUUGAGCACUCCAUUAAAAAAUUCAAUAAGUUACAAAUUAUAACAUAACCUCUUAAUCUUUCGUUUUCUUUUUUCUGUUUUGUUAUUCGUCAACAGUCAAAACACCUCGUAAUUCAUUCCACUUGAGUUUACCACUAUAACGCUCUGGACUAAUUGGGGCGGGAAAGAUCGUGGUCAUGAUUGUUGUGCUUAGAAGAAUGCACCCUUCAAGUAGCAACUCUUUAUAAAUCCAACUUACGGCAAAAGCAUUUGUUUACCCCACGUCCGUUAUUUUUAAAUGAGCAUCAGCUGAUUUUGACCAUCCGUUAGAUUGCUCAAUACUAUAAACUACAAAAAAUGUUUCAAAAAGAAUAGUUCUAAUUAAUUAUUAGAAAAUAUAAUAAAUUUCAGAAAUUCUAUAAUAUCCUAAAACAGAAUCUAAGUCAUUGUUUAAUAUAAACAUUUUUAUCUCGCAAAAACAGUUUGUGAAGGACUGGGUUUGAAUUAUUCAUUUUGAAAUCAUUUAAAAAUAUAAAAUUUUCAUUUUGCAGUAUUAUCACUAGUAUCAGUGCACAAACAUGCUACUGGAAAAAUAUGGCUUUUGAUGUACGUAAAUUUUCUGUAAUUAUAGACAGUUUACUGUAGAUAUUGUGAAGUAUUAAAACAGUUUAUUGAAUACUCAGUAAAUUUGAUUUUUCAAAA